AUGGCCGAUCUGAGUGAAACUCGAAAGGAGGUGGUGAAGAGGGAGGUCGAGACUCAACUUGCAACAAUGCACAAUUUAACAUCGAGCAAAAUCGGUAGACCAUCGGGUAUCAUCAACCCUCCUUGUCGUAUCCUGAGAAAGACAGAUGACCAGAUGUGGAAGUCACCAACCAAAGACGAUGCAUAUGUUUUCUGCCACCUGUAUCUCUUCCAGCAUAACAUCAUCGUGGACCCAGUGACCUUGAAAAUCAAGGCUAUCAUCGAUUUCGAAUACUCGGGCUUUUGGCCUAUACAAUUUGAGCUCCGUUUUUAUACAAGACUUGGCCCUUCAGUCGCUCACGAAGGAUAG
Molecule: messenger RNA, 348 nt
Organism: Botrytis sinoallii
Lineage: Eukaryota; Fungi; Ascomycota; Leotiomycetes; Helotiales; Sclerotiniaceae
Exons: 1
Coding region: 1-348 (115 amino acids)
Source: RefSeq, a predicted model, not a curated record